Messenger RNA from Oncorhynchus keta (chum salmon), 1749 nucleotides. Its product is annotated as dynein light chain 2, cytoplasmic. The transcript is spliced from 5 exons. Gene Ontology annotation, biological process: cilium assembly; microtubule-based process. Bases 305 to 574 code for a protein of 89 amino acids. Gene Ontology annotation, cellular component: cytoplasmic dynein complex. Lineage: Eukaryota; Metazoa; Chordata; Actinopteri; Salmoniformes; Salmonidae. The record is from RefSeq and is a predicted model, not a curated record. Gene Ontology annotation, molecular function: dynein intermediate chain binding; dynein light intermediate chain binding.
GGAGCGGGAUCCAUUUUCCAGGAAUCAAAUCAAUUGAACUUAUUAAGGAAUCCUAGAUGCAACUUUUUGAAUGGCCCAGUUUAUUUCAAUUUUUGAGCGGUAAAUAUGCACAGAGUCAAAGGAUAUGGAUAAGGAUUAUUUACGUUUUUGGAGUAAGAAAAGGAAACUGAGGACCAGGAAGUUGGAUCAAAGAAUGGAAGGAGACGUAGGAGUCUGGUGGGUUACCUGAUCGCGACGUGGAAAGAAGCUUCAUCUCCUACACAAGUAAACAAGACUUAGUUAACGGUGAAGAUCAAAGGGCAUCAUGACUGACAGGAAGGCAGUAAUCAAGAAUGCUGACAUGUCAGAGGACAUGCAGCAGGAUGCAGUGGACUGUGCUACCCAGGCCAUGGAGAAGUACAAUAUAGAGAAGGACAUUGCAGCCUACAUAAAGAAGGAAUUUGACAAGAAGUAUAACCCAACAUGGCAUUGCAUUGUUGGGAGGAACUUCGGCAGCUACGUCACUCAUGAGACAAAGCAUUUCAUCUACUUCUACUUAGGGCAGGUGGCCAUCCUCCUCUUCAAGUCUGGCUGAGUUCUGUGAGGCCUGGAGUGCCUCUCCUCCCAACCUGGACUGUAAUGCACUGGUGGCUGAUGUCACAACUUCCCACACACUUCAAAUAUUAAAAUGAAAACAUACCAUGAUGAUACACAACUGGCUGUGCGCAACUGCAUGGACUAAGAUGUACCAUAUUUAAUGUGUAUAUGUUACAGUACAAAUACUACUUUCACUAGUUGCCAUAAAAUGCAACGAAGAGAUUUUUGUUAAUGCUGUUCUACAUUUUGUUAUACUUAAGUUGUAAAUGCUUUAACAGUGGCCUUUGAUUGUAUAAUAAAGGAAAGCUAGAGAAUGUAGUCGUGCAUCUGCUUUACCCCAGAGAGCUGUUUUGCUUUGUGACUCCUGUGCUACUGUUUGAAUGUGCUGAGUUGCUCUAGACCUUGAACUACUACAGCAGUUUGUAAUGCCUGUAUCUUACCAAAGGUACAAGUGAGACUAGCACAAUCUAUUUGGACACAUCUUCCCAGAUUUGCAAUUGCUUUUAUCGAUCCCAUUUCCCAGUCAUAUCUCAUAGGUGUAAUGUCUCAUUUGGCAUAGUGAGGGUGUUGGCAAUGUCCUAUUGCUAAUUGAGUUCCUAUGUUAACAUGCAGAUGUUUUUAGAAUGGUGGCUUGGAGGUUCCAUUUGCGGACACCAUCCAUACUUGAACCUAUUCUGGCUGUGCAACAAAGGACUCAAUGUUGGCAUUCAGGUCCUUUUGUACACUUGCAUAUCUUAGUGACUUAACUGUCUGCUUUGUUGGUAGUUUCAAGUCUGUCUAUGGUUUGAUGCACAUUUCUAUAUGAUUUGCACAGACAUACCUCUUCUCUCUGCAUGGGAGUACAACUGCACUUCACUGAAGGAAUAAUUGGGUUUUUGGCAAUGAGGCCCUUUAUCUACUUCCUCAGCCGACUGUAAGGAAUCCUUUGAACAAGUAUGAAGGAAGUUGGAGAUCGUUUGGCAAAUGCUAAUUAGUGUUGGCGCAAUCAAUGGACGUUGCUAGUAAAUACCAUGUACUUCCAAACAUUGCUUCAACGCAUCUAAACGACAUGAGUUCUGACUCCAGGGAAUUAAAUGAAGGGCCUCAUUGCCAAAAUCCCAAAGUAUCCCUUUAAAGGGGUAAAGGUGCCCAGUAAAGUUGAACUUUAAUUUAGUCAAUAAAAUGUUUAAUCAA